AUGGCACGGGACAUGUUCGCAACCCUUGCCUCUCCCAGCGUUGAAUGCAAAUGGUGUCUCUGGCUUGCGUUGAUGACACUGACUCUCAUUUGCGCAACCCUUCUCGCUAUCGUCGACAAACUCAUCGGACACCGUCUGGAAGCCGAGGAACUGAACCUCGGGCGGGGGCAAGACGCCAUCAAAACCUCCAUUACGAAGCUUACGGCCGACGUCGACGGCAUCGGUGCCAGGCUCGACGCCUUGGAGACCCGCGCCAAGACCGCCAAUAAACCACCAACGGCUGCCAGAUUCGAGGAAUCGCAGGAUGCGUUGAAGAAACGCUUUGAGAGUGAUGAACUCCGGAGCCGCCAGGCUAGCGAUGCAGAGAAGGAGAAGAAGAACCCUGAUCGGGCCGUUGAAGGCCGUCGCUACGGCAGCUCUGGCAGCUACAGCAUGGCACAACCCGUGUUCGAUUUUCCUACAAGAAACUAA
Cordyceps fumosorosea ARSEF 2679 is the source of this 471-nucleotide messenger RNA. RefSeq lists its product as hypothetical. The coding region runs from base 1 to 471 and encodes 156 amino acids. The transcript has 2 exons. The record is from RefSeq and is a predicted model, not a curated record. Lineage: Eukaryota; Fungi; Ascomycota; Sordariomycetes; Hypocreales; Cordycipitaceae.